ACACUAAAGCAAAAUAAUUAGCUGAGAUUAAUUUGAAAGUCAAUUAAAACUCCACCACUUCAUUUUCUCUCUCCUCUAACCUCCCAUUCUCCCUGCAACAACAGGAGUAACUUCACCGACUCGCAUCAAUUCAAUACCCACCCAAUCAACUACACCCACUCCUCUUCAUCUUCUUCAUAUAUCAACCACUCCCAACACCUAAAAUCCACCAUUAUCAUCAACAACAACAAAAACGAGAGAGAAAAUCAAACAUGGGAAGCAGAGAUCUGGAGAAGAACGGAGAUGUUAACAGCAGUUACAACAGAUACAACAGUUACAACACACAACAGCCGAAUCACCCAGUUGCACCAUCUGGGUAUCACAUUGAAUCUUCUGCUAGACAAUGGACUUCUUGGUUGGUACCCAUGAUUGUUGUCGCAAAUGUUGCAAUGUUUAUUGUUGUUAUGUUCAUCAACAAUUGCCCUAAAAACAAUUUUGGGUUUGAUGGUUGUGUCGCUCGAUUUCUUGGUCGCUUCUCUUUUCAACCACUCAGAGAGAACCCCCUUCUCGGUCCUUCUGCUAACACAUUAAUGAAUCUAGGGGCUCUUCAGUGGGAUAAGGUGGUGCAUCAACAUCAAGGAUGGAGACUAAUUACUUGUAUCUGGUUGCAUGCUGGUGUAGUCCAUCUCCUCGUGAACAUGCUGAGUUUGGUAUUCAUCGGUAUUCGCCUUGAACAGCAAUUUGGAUUUGUGCGUAUUGGAGUACUUUACGUGAUUUCAGGUCUUGGUGGAUCAGUAAUGUCUGCACUCUUUCUCCAAAAAAGUAUAUCUGUUGGAGCCUCUGGUGCCUUGUUUGGACUACUUGGUGCAAUGCUUGCCGAGCUUCUUACCAAUUGGACAAUCUACGCAAACAAGGCUGCUGCUCUGUUCACGCUUUUGAUCAUGAUUGCUAUCAACUUGGCUGUUGGAAUCCUUCCUCACGUUGACAAUUUUGCCCACAUUGGAGGAUUUAUAUCAGGAUUCCUACUUGGGUUUGUAUUACUCCUACGCCCUCAAUAUGGGUGGUUAGAGCGUCACCAAUAUCCUGAGCACGCACGUGUGAAAUCCAAAUUUAUGCCAUACCAAAUGGUGUUAUUCUUUAUUGGUGCGGCGUUGCUGAUAACCGGAUUGACAAUAGCAUUGGUAAUGCUCUUCCAAGGAAAGAACGGAAAUGAUCAUUGCAGAUGGUGUCGUUACCUAAGCUGUGUGCCUACUUCAAAAUGGCAAUGUGGAAACUGAGAAGAAAAUGUCAGACCCUCGAACACCCUUCUUAGUUCUUACAUAUCCGUUUAUAUGUUCUUUUUUCGUAUUAGUUUCACGUUUUUUCCCCUUCCAUUUUGGUUAUAUAGAUCGGAUCGAAUAUAUCAUUGUACAUGAGUAGAUAGCAAUGCAUUAUACAUACAAGUUUUUUUAUUUUUAUUUUUUAAUUGUUCGUCUUGUUAAUAAGUGUGUUUAUAGAAGUAUAUGGAACAAGCUUUGAGUGAUGACUGAUGACAUUAUAUGUUGUAAAUGAGCAAGAUAACUUGUUUUUUUUCA
Messenger RNA from Spinacia oleracea (spinach), 1553 nucleotides. Its product is annotated as RHOMBOID-like protein 2. The record is from RefSeq and is a predicted model, not a curated record. Bases 252 to 1256 code for a protein of 334 amino acids. Gene Ontology annotation, molecular function: serine-type endopeptidase activity. Gene Ontology annotation, cellular component: membrane. Gene Ontology annotation, biological process: proteolysis. NCBI's taxonomy places the organism in Eukaryota, Viridiplantae, Streptophyta, Magnoliopsida, Caryophyllales, Amaranthaceae. The transcript has 5 exons.